This is a messenger RNA of Trichoderma aggressivum f. europaeum, 2901 nucleotides long. RefSeq lists its product as uncharacterized. The transcript has 3 exons. Gene Ontology annotation, molecular function: protein-macromolecule adaptor activity. Gene Ontology annotation, biological process: intracellular protein transport; vesicle-mediated transport; vacuole organization. Gene Ontology annotation, cellular component: HOPS complex; endosome. The coding region runs from base 1 to 2901 and encodes 966 amino acids. NCBI's taxonomy places the organism in Eukaryota, Fungi, Ascomycota, Sordariomycetes, Hypocreales, Hypocreaceae. The record is from RefSeq and is a predicted model, not a curated record.
AUGUCGCUUGAUCCCAACGACGGAUUUGUCGCCGCCGAGGCCGCAGAUCCGGAGAGCGGCGACCUGCCAAUCUUCACGAUCGAGCGAGUGCAGCUGCAGUUCUCCAUAGCGGCCGACUUUGCCGCCGCGCAGGUUGCCAACAAUGUCAUCAUCCUGGCCCUGACCAGUGGCAGGAUUCUGCGCAUCGACCUGAAUCGACCGGAGGAUAUUGACGACAUUGACCUGCCGAGGAAACCAUCCGAGAUCGGCAUCAUUCGACGCAUGUUCCUCGAUCCCACGGCGUCGCAUCUCCUGGUUUGCACAUCGCUCGGUCAUAACUUCUACCUACAUUCGCAGUCUAAGCAACCCAGGCUUCUUUCAAAAUUGCCCGGCGUCUUGAUCGAGAGCAUAGCAUGGAAUCCAUCUCUGCCCACCGCCUCCACGAGAGAGAUCCUUAUCGGUACAGUAGACGGCAACAUCUACGAGGCUUUCAUAGAAACCUCCAACGAAUUCUACAGGAAGGAAAUGAAGCAUCUAAAGAACCUACACAAGCUCCCGGAUGGCCCCAUCACGGGCCUCUGGGUAGACAACCUACAUGGAAAGACUGACUUGAGGAGGGUCAUGAUUGCUACGCAGAGCAGGCUGUUCCACCUUGUUGGCAGAAUCAGCCAUGGCCACGACGGCAGCGGCUCCGUCUACACGAGAAUGUUUGAAACGGAACAGCCUGUCAUCCACGAGCUUUCAAGAGUCACGUCUGGGGCGAGCUCCACUUUCGUUGUGUCCCCCGACCCGCCCGACACCAGUCCUCACGAUGACGAUGACGUGCCGGACCGAGCAUAUGCAUGGCUAUCGUCGCAUGGUGUAUAUCACGGAAAGUUGCUCAAUGCGCCUACAGAUUCUGCGCUUGGCUCCAAGGUCUUUGCCGAAUCCAAGAUGCUGCCAAGAGCUCAAAUCGUCACACAAGGGUCGGGGAGCAAACGGAAACCUUCUACCGAAACGAUUGAUGCAAUUGCCCUCACCCAAUGGCACAUUGUGAACCUGGUCGGUGGCCGUGUGAUUACUACCAAUCGUCUUACCGGAGAGAUGGUGUCAGAACACGAUGUGCUUUCCGCCGGCCAGAAGCCUAUCGGAUUUUCGGUAGAUUCUCAGAAGAACACCUUUUGGCUGUUCACCUCUGAAGAGAUCUUUGAGAUUGUGGUACGUGAUGAGGAUCGCAACAUCUGGAAAAUCAUGAUGGAAACGCAACAGUUUGAACCGGCCCUCCAACAGGCUCGCUCGCAAAUCCAGAGAGAGACGGUUUCCGCCGCAUUUGGAGACUAUCUUUCUACCAAGGGUCAUUGGAGUGAAGCCGCCAUGGUUUACGGCCGGAGCAACAAGCCUUUCGAGGAAGUUGCGCUCAAAUUAAUUGACAGCAUCCAACCAGAUGCGCUGCGCAUCUUCCUACUCACAAAACUAGGCACGACCAAAAAAUCUGCCGUUAUGCAAAGGAUAAUGAUUGCGAGCUGGCUGGUCGAGAUCUUCAUGGCCAAGCUAAACUCCCUCGAUGAUGCCAUCAUCGCUCAUGCCGACCUCUCAGAGAAAAUGAACCCUGCAGAAUCCAGAAAAUUGAUCAGCUCGGCAAAGAAAGAGUUUCAAGAGUUUGUCAACAAGUAUAAAAGUGAUCUCGACCACAAGACGGUGUACGAUGUGAUUAGCAGUCACGGCAGAGAAGAAGAGCUGCUCUACUUUGCCAACGCCAUCAAUGACUACAAUUACGUCUUAUCUUACUGGGUACAGCGAGAGAGAUGGACGGAGGCGCUCAACGUCCUAAAGAAGCAGACAGAUGCAGAAGUCUUUUAUCGAUACAGCACUGUGCUCAUGUCGCACGUUGCGCAAGAUACCGUGGACAUCCUCAUGAGACACUCAGAUCUCAGUCCACGAAGAUUGAUUCCAGCCUUGCUAGAAUACCACCGUGGCUUUGAUGGUGAAGCAACAGCCCAGAACCAGGCUAUAAGGUACCUCAACUACGUGGUUUACCAACUCAACUCAACGGACGCGGCGGUCCACAACACGCUCGUGUCCAUCUACGCCUCGCACCCCUCUAAGGAUGAAUCAGGUCUGCUAUCCUAUCUUCAGGCACAGGGUGACGAGCCUCGGUACGAUUCCGACUUUGCUUUGCGCCAGUGUAUCCACCACCAUCGCACACUGUCGUGCGUUCACAUAUAUACCAGCAUGGAGCAAUAUCUUCAGGCGGUCGACCUUGCGCUCUCCCACAACGAGGUGGAGCUGGCCGCGGUUAUCGCUGAUAGACCAAUGUCCAAUCCCCAGUUGCGCAAAAGACUGUGGCUAGCUGUUGCUCGGAGGGUCAUCUCUCAAUCUGACGGCAUCAAAACGGCAAUUGAGUUCCUCAAGAGAUGCGACUUGCUCAAGAUUGAAGAUCUCAUUCCAUUCUUUCCCGACUUUGUAGUCAUCGAUGACUUCAAAGAGGAAAUCUGCGAGGCUUUGGAGGACUAUAGCCGAAACAUUGACAAUUUGAAGAAAGAGAUGGACGAGUCUUCGCAGACAGCGACGAAUAUCAAGCUUGACAUUGCUGCUCUGGAUCACAGAUACGCCAUUGUGGAACCCGGUGAGAAGUGCUACGUGUGUGGGCUUCCCUUGUUGAGCAGGCAGUUCUUCGUCUUCCCAUGCCAGCACUCUUUCCAUUCAGACUGUAUGGGACGGAAAGUGCUGGAGCAAGCGGGUGUUGCCAAGUCAAACCGAAUCAAGGAACUCCAGAUGCAAAUCCACAAGGGUCUUGUGAGCGGUACACAGCGGGAGGCCGUUGUGGCCGAGCUUGAUGCCUUGGUGGCGUCAGCAUGUAUUUUAUGCAGUGAUUUCGCCAUCAAGAGAAUAGACGAACCGUUCAUUACGCGGGAUGAUAACCCUGAUGAAUGGGCAUUAUGA